GCGGGGCAGGCGGACAUGGCGGCGGAGGACGGGCGGAGCGGCUGAUUCUCUCAAGCAACCCUGCCCCUGCGACCGAACUCCGUUGUUUCACACUUGGCAGGAGGAGAUAUCGGGGAAGCUGGCGGCCUUGUACGGAGCGCUGCUCCGCCAGGAGGACAUGGAGAUUGCGGCGGAGGAAGAGGCGGAGGAGCGCAGGAGGGAGCACUGGAAGCUGCUGUCCUCCCUGAAGACCACAGUAGAGGGUCUCGUGUCCACUAACAACCCCAAUGUGUGGUCCCGCUAUGGCGGCCUGCAGCGGCUCCAGAAGGACAUGAACAACAUCCUCAGUCACGGCUUGAAGAAUGAGCAGGUUUACUACAAGCAGAGAGACUACUGGCCGUUUGUGUGGUGUGUCCGCAACAUCAGCCCUCACCUCGCCUCACACGUUGAACAGUUCAGUAAGCUGGAGCCGGUGCUGAGCAGCGGGAUGCAGAGCGCUGGUGAAAGCUACAAGGCCGAGCGCUGGUUGCUUCACAGCUUACAGGUUCACAUGCUGUCAGCUCAGCUCCGACCUCUGCUCAGGCAUCUGGGACAUGCACGUAAAUACUAUAAUGAUUAUGCGUUUCUGCUGAGCGAGCCUCACGUGACAGCCAUGUUUCAGUGUCUGGAAGCUGUGGAACAGAACAAUCCCAAACUGCUGGCCCAAGUAGACACAGUUGGGCUGUCCCCUCUGAAGGGCCCACAAUGUCUGGGUCUGUUGAAGAGCCAGAGCCUGUGUGUGUUGCCAGGGGCCGGUGGAGCCUGGAGAAACCGUGACGCAGUGCCCAGAGGAGAAACUCUAAACCGCAGACUUACCACCUCCAACUGCUCAUUGCGCGAAGCAGUCAUCACCAGCCACAUAUCUGGACCGUCUACGGGAGUCCGUCCCCAAAGCAUCAUCAGCACAAACACUACCUCUCCUGCCAGCAUCGUCGGACCUCCCUGGGUGUGUCUGUCCGGGCCAGGGAAGAGCGAGCGAGGCAUAACAUCCCCCCCCGGCUCCGUCUCGGUCCCUUGUAUCACCCUAACGGAGUCCGCGAGGCCCACCCAUCCCCAUCCUGAAGCUGGGGACUCUGGUGAUGGUGACUAUGACGACGGGCCAGAGUACCUGGCUAUCGGUAACCUGGGAAAACGCAGUCGCCGUGACUCCCAAAGCUCCACCCACAGUAGCGAGGAGGGUGUGACCCUGGGGCAUUCCAUGGAGCGAAGAUCCCAGGCCCCGCCCCCACCUCGGCGCUCGUCUUUCUCUGAGGUCCAGAGGGGGUCGGGCCGAGGGUCCCGAGGACACACCCGCUCGUUCUCAGACACAGGGAUCAAUCAGAAACUCAGGAAUGAAUCGCCCGGUGACGACUGCAUGAAGGACUACAGCCCCUUCUCUCCUCAGAGCAGUGAUUCCAGCAAUCCAAGUUCCCUCUACAUGGAGUCUUAUGGAUCCCAGUACAGCAGUGUGCCAGAUGGGAUGUUCAGGAAACCGUCAGAGGGCCAGAGCCUCAUCAGCUACCUGUCAGAGCAGGACUUUGGCAGCUGUGCUGACCUUGAAAAGGAAAAUGCCCAUUUCAGCAUUUCCGAGUCACUUAUUGCAGCAAUCGAGUUGAUGAAGUGCAACCUGCGGCGUCGGGAAGAGGAGGGCGAGGAGGAGGGAGACAGUGACUGUGAGAUUCAGCAGCUCAAGCAGAAGAUCCGCCUGCGCAGGCAACUGAUCCGCCACAGCCGCCUGCCGCCCUCCACAACCUCCCAACACAAUAUUCACUCCACUGACAGUGGAGGCUCCAGGAGGAGCUCUCAGGACUCCUACCAGGGCCUGUCGGACUCGGGCUCAGCUGAGGAGGUGGAGGAGUGCGAACUAAGAGAUGGCUGUGAGGGUCAGUCCCUGCUGGCGGUGUCUCAGAACGGCCUCUCCCUGUCACUCGCCUCCCUCUUCUCAGAUGCAGACAUAAAGCGUAGUGUGAGCAGCAGAUCUUUCCUCAGCUCCGAGUCCAUCUCUCCAUCCUUCCUUCAGUCUAACUCUGCUGAGUCAGUAGCCAUGGGUUUGCUCAGGCAGUUUGAGGGCAUGCAGCUUCCUGCUGCCUCGGAGCUGGACUGGCUGGUCCCAGAACACGACGCUCCACAGAAGCUGCUGCCCAUCCCUGACUCUCUCCCGAUCUCACCUGACGACGGUGAACACGCAGACAUCUACAAGCUGAGGAUUCGUGUGCGAGGCAACCUCGAGUGGGCACCGCCGCGACCGCAGAUCAUCUUCAACAUCCAUCCCGCCCCCAAGAAGAAGAUAGUUGUGGCUAAACAAAACUACCGCUGCGCUGGCUGUGGCACCCGCAUCGACCCAGACUAUAUUAAGCGACUGCGUUACUGUGAGUACCUCGGCCGUUACUUCUGUCAGUGCUGCCAUGAGAACGCCCAGGCGGUGGUUCCCGGACGAGUGCUGAGGAAGUGGGACUUCAGCAAGUACUACGUCAGCAACUUUGCCCGUGACCUUCUGAGCAAGAUUGCUGGAGACCCACUGUUCAACCCUAAUGACAUCAACAGCGGCCUCUACAAGAAGGUUAAAACUCUGGAGGCUGUACGAGUUUUGAGGGUGCAGCUGUUUCACAUGAAAAAUCUCUUCAAGACCUGUCGCUUUGCUAAAGGGGUGCUGGAACACUUCGACAGCCUGCCAGGUCACCUGACUGAGGACCUUCACCUCUUCUCCCUCAAUGACCUCAGUGCUGUGCGCAACGGAGAACUGGCCCCCCGGAUGAAAGAGCUGAUUAAGCUUGGUACCAUGCACGUAGAUGGUUGUGUGCUCUGCCAGGCGAAGGGUUUUGUGUGCGAGUUCUGCGGCAACGACAAAGACAUCAUCUUCCCCUUUCAGCUGAACAAGUGCCAGCGCUGCGAAGAGUGUCGUGCGUGUUACCAUCGAAACUGCUUCCGGGCGGGUAAAGAAUGCCCUCGAUGUCUGCGGCUGGCGGAGCGGAGAGAGAGGAUGGCACGGAAAAACAUGGAGGAACAAGAAGACGAGGGAGGAGGGACCUAGUGCCGGGAACAGAGGGAACUCAGAGGAGGUAGAAGAAGAAGAAGAAGAAGAGCACAACACGACCUUGAUUGUAGUCACUGACCACCUCUCUUUCCGUUCCAGUCCUCUCAGACCUGGGCGACGAUACUCGCUGCAAACAGCUGUUUUGAUCUCAGCAGGCUUUACCACAUCAAGUCAUCAGUUGUGUCACAUGAGCUGAAAAGGAACAUGACCACUGUUGAUUCUCAGAUAAAUUAUUUCUCCACGCCCUUUUCACACAAAGGCUACGGUCAUUUAAACAUAAAACUUAAGAGACUGUUAUGAAAGAUAAUAAUUCCUUCCAUGGCAUUUUUCUGAUUAAGCUUUGGUCAACCUGAGAGAAACAAUGCUUAGUUAGAAAGGCACACAGAGAGGCUUAAAGACUCUAUCUCGCCAUCUCAAAUCGAAAAUAAAUCUUGAUCCGCCCAUUUAUUCAAAUCUGCUACAAAAUUGUUGGGUUCUUCAUUGGGCCAUGUUCCACCUUUGCUCCUCAUUUCAUGACAAUCAGAUCUGGAUCAUUCCCUGGAUCUGCCCCAAAUUGCACAUGUUCCUAGAUAUUAGCAUUCUACAGAUUUCUGCAGCAUAAUUUCUUGAGCAAUUUCGCAGAACUGUUGAAGACCACCCUUAUCUGGCAAACCGACAAACGCCGUAUCUCACAAUGUACGAUCACAAUGCACAAUCUGCAUCAAAAUUGGUUGGGCUCCUCCCUGACCCAUACCGCAUCUAUCUUCCUUCCACUUUUCAUGGUAAUCCGUCCUGUGUUGUCUGUCGACCUUGUUUACAGACAACCAACAAACAGACAGGCUGAAAACACAUCUUUUCCCUUUUGGAGCUGCACUGCCCUCGUGUGUACAGUUCAGGAAAGUAGUUUGAAAAGUCAACUUCAAAUUCAUUUGAAUGUCCAAUGUGUGAAAAGGGCCUGAGAGUCCGACUCCUGUGGUAAAAUCAAUAUAUUUGUUCACAUUUAAAUAGAUCAGAAAACAAGUAUUUGUUCAGAGUAUUGUGCCCAGGUUUGAUAUUUAUCUUUCCUACAACUGCAGCUUCUGGCAACUGCUUUGACUCGGGUGAUUUUUACUGGCUACUGGCUUAGCUGAAGUUUGGUUCUGUGAAUUAAAAGGACAGAGUUUAUUUGAAAAGAGUAGGAAAUAGCAACUAAUUCAAAGUUUAGAUCUAUUUUAUGAUUUGACUGAUUUCCAGUACACUGUAUUGAAGCUAUCCUGCCCUUUAUACUGAAUUGUUUGUUUUUAUUUUUAAAAUGAAAUAAUCCUUAGUGUUUUGUUUUAAGCUGUUUUAGCCGCGAUUACGUGCCUCUCGGACCAAUGAACUCAAGUCUGGCAGAGCUGCUGGAUUGAUAGAGGCACUGCACUUCAGGUAGAGGUCUCAGAGUCAGUGUGGCAAUAUAUUUUUAAACUGCAAAUGCUCCGCUUUAGUGCUGCUUUGUGAGCCUGUGUGGUUCCUAGAAAGAGCUGUGUGAAUAUGAGAGCGUGUGUGUGAGAAUGUUUGAGAGAGAGAGAGAGAGAGUGUGUGUGUGAGAGAGUGUAUGUAUGUACACACACGUCUACCUGCUGUACAUGCAACCAUGAACAAAUGAUGUGCACCAGCCGAAUCAGCACUUGCCUGUUAUUUUCGAACAGCUUUGGAUUAAUAGAGUCCAGGGUUUUGCACUGACGUCCUGUCUGUUGUUGGGGAGUCAGGGAUCAAUCUCUGGUCGUGGUUCCCAACUUUCUUUGGCUGAACACCCCUUAAAGCAACAUGUGCUCUUUUGCUCCGACUUUAAUGAGAACAUUGACACCUCUCCCUUGUCUGUAUGUUAAAAUCUUUGAAAGGAUUUUCAGAAACCCAAAGAGGUGAAAUCCCCAGUAUCUAACAAGAAUUAAGACAAACGUUGGAUAAGUAAUAGAAAUGUGGUAGUAUUUAAUUUUGAUUUAGAUUUAAAUCAUCACUUAACCCUUCAGGUUACUCUGAGGACCCUUUUGGAUCCUGAUGCGUCGGUUGGGAACCACUGAUCCAGUCACGUGUUAUUGUCUGUUGCUCUUUAAAAGAGUUUCUGCUCUGAAACUCGUCCAGAGUUAAAAACAGAAAAUGGCUUGUGACUGAUUUUGCUUCCAGGGCUUCAUCUCUUCAUCGUCUCUGUAGUGAGUUCAAACAACCAGCAGCCUGAUGUCUUUUCACAGGAUGAUCUAACGGUUGUUGUUUUUUUGUGGGAAGAAUUAACAAUAUGUUUUUUUCAAGACAGAAAUGAAGUUAUGUUUUCAACCCACUGAUUAAAUCAAACAUUUUCGAUUUUUUGUUUUGUUGCCCUGGAUGUUUUGUCCCAAGUACAAUCUUGUAUGAAACCUUUAAACAGGCUACGUUCCAACACCCCAUCCUCUACAGGCUCUGCUCUAUGUGGACAGACUGUCUCUUACAAGACGCUGCUUAAAGCAGUAAGUGUGACGUUCAUGUCCCUCAGCUCACAGACACAGAGCAUCACAGAGAUGAAGUGCUCCCACGGCUCUCUGCGUUUCAACCAGGCGGCUCUUUCAAAGGAAACUCCGAGCUCUAUACCUAAUCACUCCUGAACGAAGCGACCAAAUGACUCCAAUGGAAGAAAAAAAAGCUCAGCAGAUUGUUUGACCUUGGAUUGCCUUUAACACGGAGGAAGAGUGUGGAGGUUUUAAGUGCACUACAGAUGAAAAUGUCUAUAAUUAUUAUUAAAAAUGUUAAUUAUUAUAAUGAUUAUUAUUUGUGUUCAUUUGCCUUUGUUCUAUGACGAUGUUGACAAUAAAAGACUGGCUAGACUGUU
This is a messenger RNA of Pleuronectes platessa (European plaice), 5831 nucleotides long. RefSeq names its product rubicon autophagy regulator (gene rubcn). Bases 158 to 3028 code for a protein of 956 amino acids. Lineage: Eukaryota; Metazoa; Chordata; Actinopteri; Pleuronectiformes; Pleuronectidae. Gene Ontology annotation, molecular function: phosphatidylinositol phosphate binding. Gene Ontology annotation, biological process: negative regulation of autophagosome maturation; negative regulation of endocytosis. Gene Ontology annotation, cellular component: early endosome; late endosome. The record is from RefSeq and is a predicted model, not a curated record. The transcript has 21 exons.